UUCUGUGGAUGUAUUGACUACCGCUGGGUUCCACAUUGAAGUCUCUUUCUCUAGGUGUUCCAAGGAUGAAAAAUGCCUCCACUUUUUCUAAUCGAAACACGACGUACUCACCCUAAAUACCAGGAAACGAAGAUAAUGAUAACUCAGUCACGACGGCCUUCAGGAAUAAUCUAACAAUGACGACGGCACUCGUGUUUCUUACUUUUCUCUCAAUCGUUUAUGCUGCUGACCAAGUUAAGAAAUGUCAUGACGUCAAUGAGGUAGCGUGCCAGAAAAUGUUUGCCAAACGGAGGGAUAUGUGUGGCGACCCCUGUGUAGCCAACAUCUGCAAGGACACCUGUCGAUAUUGUCCGGUUACCUGUUAUCAUUGCAACGAAGAAGGUACACCGGAAGCUUGUACAAAAGUCCAACAAUGUCUAACUACAAACCAGCUUUGCAUAGCAGCUGAGAGGUACACAACAGAUUUCCAUUCAACUUUCACUUCCGGUUGCGCAGAAAAAGAGCUCUGUCAUAGUCUUUUUGGUUUUGAUUCCACCAAACGCGAAGUUGAAGCGACGCUCAAUGAAAGAUCAUAUCAUUUACAUGGCGGAUGUUGUGAUUCAAAUCUUUGUAACAUACACGAUCCUUCAAAUGUGACAUCGACCGUGGAUCCCUCCAGUCGUCCACCGAAACCAACUGGCACUAACCCCUUACUUGGCAAUACGACACACCAAGAGAUAAAGGUCUGUGAAGAGAAGGAUCUAGACACGGAGGCCUGUCGUCUGCUGAACGCUACUGAUCCCUCCAUCUGUCAGAACAACUGUAUCGCCACCACGUUAUGUCCGUCAUUCUGUGGAACUUGUCUUCAUUGUAGAGAUUGUAAAUCAGUGCCUGAUCCUGCGUCCUGUACGAAUACUACAUUGUGUAAAAAAGAUCAGCAAUGUGUAACAAUUGAGCGCCUAGAUUCAAACUUACAACUAUCUAUUGUAUUGGGAUGUAUGGACGCAAAGAUUUGUACAGCCUACUUCAGUGGUAGGACAGGUGGUCAGGGAGGGUUUGGUAAGCGACAGUUUGGUCAGACAACACUGAGGGGUAAAUGUUGUGAUAGCGAGAUGUGUAACGAACACGGUAUCCAAUAAAAAGCCACUGAA
Messenger RNA from Saccostrea cuccullata (small rock oyster), 1130 nucleotides. RefSeq lists its product as uncharacterized. The transcript has 10 exons. The record is from RefSeq and is a predicted model, not a curated record. NCBI's taxonomy places the organism in Eukaryota, Metazoa, Mollusca, Bivalvia, Ostreida, Ostreidae. The coding region runs from base 177 to 1118 and encodes 313 amino acids.